Molecule: messenger RNA, 13940 nt
Organism: Carassius gibelio (silver crucian carp)
Lineage: Eukaryota; Metazoa; Chordata; Actinopteri; Cypriniformes; Cyprinidae
Product: protein bassoon-like
Exons: 11
Coding region: 20-10840 (3606 amino acids)
Biological process (GO): protein localization to synapse; presynaptic active zone assembly
Cellular component (GO): axon; cytoskeleton of presynaptic active zone; GABA-ergic synapse
Molecular function (GO): metal ion binding; structural constituent of presynaptic active zone
Source: RefSeq, a predicted model, not a curated record
CAAUCAGACAGACCCGAGCAUGGGACCCAAACCUGGGGGUCCGCCAGGUGCAGGACCCGGUCCCGGAGCACCAACGCAGCCUCAGGGGCCGGGUCAGGCUGCACGGAAGAACCUCCAGGUGGAUGUGGGGAGCAGCAAAGGUGGACAUCCCGUCUCUCCUGGAAGCAGCGCUCCCACCUCGCCCUAUUCUUUACCCCAGAUCGCACCCAUGCCCAGCAGAAAGCUCUGUCCGGUGUGCAAGACCGCAGAUCUGACGGGCACCACAGACGGCCAGCCAAACUGCAGUACAUGCACACAAUGCCGCUCCAUGGUGUGCAACCAAUGCGGAUUCAACCCCAACCCUCACCUCACUGAGGUGCAAGAGUGGUUGUGUCUGAACUGUCAAAUGCAGAGGGCAUUGGGGAUGGAUAUGGAGACGCCACGGUCGAAAAGCCAACAGCAGAUCCACUCACCAUCCCAGCCUAGCAAACCUCCACCUCAGACAGUAUCCCAACCCACACAGCCCCCACAGACCCAGCCCCAGCCCCAAACCCAACCCCAACCCCAAACACAUCCCCAACCUCAAACCCAUUCCCAACCUCAAACUAAGACCCAGCCUCCCCCAGAAGCAAAGAAGCAGACUGUUCCUCAAGCUGUCCCUCAAAGCAAACCCCCUGCUCCAGGUGCCAUUCCUCUUCCAGGCAUGGCCAAAGCCCCAUCCCAGCCUGAUCUGUCCCGCUCAGGCCCUGGAUUCCAGUCUCAGGGCCAGCGACAAGACCAGACCCGCAGCGCCGGAAGUUCCCCAUCCCGUCAACCUCCUCCACCAGAACAGCCCUUCGGAAAACUCUUUGGUUUCGGUGCUUCACUCUUGAACCAGGCCACCAAUUUGAUGUCUGUGGAUCCGAUGCAAACUGCACCACCGGCCCAACAACCUUCCUCCCCCAAGCCCCCGCAGAAGCAGCCAGGACCUCCUGGGCCUAGUCCAGGUCCAGCAGCGGGUACUAGACCCACAGCCCAGCUAGGUCCACAACGGCAGGAAGUUCCUUCAAAGCCCAAAGUUUUCUGUCCACUGUGUAAGACUGAGCUAAACACUGGAGACCCAGCCAAGACCCCGAACUACAACCUCUGCACCCAGUGCCACACCCAAGUCUGCAACAUGUGCGGCUUCAACCCCACACCUCACCUGACUGAGAAGAAAGAAUGGCUGUGUUUGACAUGCCAAACCCAGAGAGCAAUGUCAGGGAGCUUAGGGGAUAUUUCUCCUCCUGUGCCAUCAUCCAUUGGAUCUCCCCGACUACCAGGCCCAGCCAAUCAACAACAACAGCGAGGGUCCAGUCAGCAAGCUGCACUGAGACCUGCAGGCCCUCAGCAGCAAAAGCCACCUGGUGCCCAAGAUUCCAACAAGUCUAGCACACAGAGCCUGAGUGAUACAGGCUACUCCUCAGAUGGUAUAUCCAGCUCCCAGAGUGAGAUUACUGGCUUGAUCCAAGAGGACUCUAUGAAGCUUAGUGAGAGAGGGAUCUCUGAACAACGAAGCCCCCCAAGUCCAUCUGAACUAACAAAACUGGAAAGUUCUAUGCGACCUCUGUUGGAGUCACAUACAGCCACUGACCAAGGACAGCAUCGUGAUGGAAGAGACACCACAGAACAGCAAAGACCUCAAUCUCUGUCUAUAACACAAGAUCAGGAAUAUGAGUCUGAUGAGGAAGCAUCAGAUGAUCUCAGUUGUAAAUUAAGACAUGACUAUGUGGAAGACAGUAGCGAAAGUGGCCUUUCUCCAUUACCACCUCGACAGAAGAAGUCACAGAAAGACCUGACCGAUGAAGAGUUCAUGAGGAGACAAAUUCUGGAAAUGAGUGCAGAUGAGGAAGAUACAGAAGAUGUUGAGGGCCACAUAAAGACAAAAAGAAGCCAUAAACACAGUGGAGAUCUAGGAAAAGAGAGACGUCGCCUGACACAGCAAUCUAGCAGUUUUGAAGAAGACACUAAAAGCACUGAUAGCUAUAAAUCAGGCGAAGCGGAUGACAUGAUGGCCUCACAAGGUGGUCUGAGACGAUUUAAAACUAUUGAGCUAAAUAAUACAAACAGCUACAAUCGUGACAUGGAACUCAGCACAGAUCAUGACCUCAGGGAGCCUGAGCUUGAGAUGGAAAGCCUUACUGGGUCACCUGAAGAAAGGUCAAGGGGAGAAUACUCAUCAACUCUCCCUGCAACCACACCGAGUUAUACCUCUGGAACUUCUCCAACCUCUGUGUCAUCAAUGGAAGAUGACAGUGAUAGCAGUCCUAGCAGACGACAAAGGCUUGAGGAAGCAAAGCAGCAAAGAAAAGCAAGGCAUCGAUCCCAUGGUCCACUACUGCCCACCAUUGAGGACUCAUCAGAAGAAGAUGAAUUGCGAGAAGAAGAGGAACUUCUGAGAGAGCAGGAGAAGAUGAGAGACUUAGAGCAGCAAAGGAUUCGUAGUACAGCCAGAAAAACUAAAAGGGAUAAAGAGGAACUGAGGGCACAAAGGCGCAGAGAGAGGUCAAAGACACCUCCUAGUAACCUUUCACCUAUUGAAGAUGCAUCCCCAACAGAGGAGCUCAGACAAGCUGCUGAAAUGGAAGAACUCCAUAGAUCAUCCUGCUCAGAAUACUCUCCCUCGAUGGAUUCAGAGGCUGAAGGAUUUGAGAUGGGUUCAAAGCUGUACAAGUCUGGCAGUGAAUAUAAUCUGCCUACAUUUAUGUCUUUGUACUCUCCAACAGAGAAAACCUCUGCUGUCUCUCCCUCUGCAGCAGAUAAAUCAUUAAAAAGUGCUGAAGAGGUUUAUGAGGAAAUAAUGCGAAAAGCAGAGAUGAUGCAAAAGCAGCAGCAACGGGCACCAGGAAGACAAGGACAACAAAACCAGGAAAGAGUCCUUCAAACAGACAAGAAACACCAUUUAGAUUCUGGAACAACUUCUUUGAGUCCAGGUACAAGUCCUACCCAGAUCUCAGCUCCAGUUUCAUUAUCUGGAAAUGAUCCUUCAGGACGAGGGACACAAAGAGUGCAUGCUACACAACAGAGUCAAGUUAGAAUGAGCAACCAAUCCCCUAAAGGAAGCCAUGUUACUGGUUCCCCACAAUCUCAAGUUAGGCAUCCUCCUCCUACACAGCCUCAAGGAAGACCUGGUGUUCAGGGGAAAGUACAGGGUCAAGUUCCUGAUCCUGGAGCGUCCUCCUUAACAUCAAAGAUGUUCUCAUACUUUAAAGGCUCAAGUCCUUCAACAUCCCCUUCCACUUCCCCCACACAAAGUCCAACACGUACCCCUGCACCUAGUACAACCUCUACAGUGGCACAUACUCAAACCUCUCAGGUCCCUCAUAGAGCUGGGGCACCACGUCUUUCAAGACAGCAGUCCUCCCAAGAUUCCCCUGUUAUGGUGAUUACAUUGGGAUCAGGAACUAGCAGUCAAACCAAACCAGUGACAGUGAAUUCCUCCACCUCACCUUUGUCCUCACCAACAAAAGACAGCCAACAGACAAUUUAUCAGACUCAACAUGCAGCAUCAAAGUCACCCACUUCACCACAGAAAUAUCCAGCCCACCCAUCACCUCAAAAUAGCUUGCAAAGGACACAGAUAUCAGAACGAGUGAGCACUGCCACCUCUGCUGGUUCUCAAAGUAGUGGAUCUCUUCCUGCGGGAAACAUAUCCUUGUGUAGAAUCUCAACAGUACCUGGUACCUCAAGAGUUGUAGAGCAAAGCACAAUUGCCCCAGGUAGUAAUAUAGUGGAUCUUAGAGCACCAAUGAAGCCUGCUCCAAUUAUUAUGACAGAUCAGGGUAUGGACCUAACAUCUCUAGCUUCUGAUACACGUCGAUACUCAUUUGAUGCAGAAAUACAACCAAAUCGUCAUACUGCUGUACAACCUCUUAUAAUGAAUCUAAAUGCACAGGCACAACCUCAGGUGUCAACAACUACACCAACAACUGUAAGUGUGACUGUGGCAGCAUCUAUGUUCAUAUCACAGCCAAAGCAACCAGUCGUAUAUGGAGAUCCUUUACAACAUAGAGUCGACUAUGGUCAAGGAGUUGGAUCUGCAGUCUGUCUGACCCAAACCAGGCCAAUUAUCACAGAUCCAUCCAUUCCAAAAAUUGAUGCUUGUCUGGAAAAUUUAGGCAUUCAACAGCAGCAACUUCAGAAGCAGCAACAGAAGCUACAGCAGCAACAAGAGAUCCUUGAGCAACAGCUCCAGCAGCAUCAACAAAAUGCAUCUUUUGCCCGGUACAACUUAGCUAAUCAGGUGCAACCAAUAUUGUUAAAGAAGGACUUGGUGGUAAGUCAGAACACUGGUGGAGGCACCCAAACAGCAGUUAGUUCCAUUACCAAAAUAUCUCCACUACCUCCACCACAAUUAUCAUGCUCUGCAUCUACCACCCCUACACUUGGUCAUGACAUAUAUGGUGGGGUGGCUUUGGAACUAAAGAACAAGCCUACUGUAAUGAAUCUCUCCACAGGGAAGCCCCAGGUAAUGAUGGUGCAGUUGGAUGAGAAGGGCACUCAGGGAGGUACAGUAACCCAGCUUAUUAAAAGGGAGGAGCCACCUCCACCAGUAGAUGUUCUAGAUCUCACCGGACAGAUUAAACCAGAGAAUCAGUUAGCUUGUUGUGAUGUUGUCUACAAUUUGCCAUUUGCAGGUAGUUGCUCAGGCCCAUUUGCUCAAAGAGGAAAAACAGCACCGUCAGAUCCUUCUAUUGAGCCAUCCCAAGGUCCUGGGCAGCAAAGCCAAACUGGAAAAGAUGGCUACCAAACAGUAAAUAUACAAGCAUCUGCGGAUGAACACAAAUCUUUUACCUUGCCUCCCCCAGGACGACUCCCACCAUCAAUGUCAGACAACGAUUUAGCAAGUUCAAGUCUCCAAUAUUAUCAAAAAACUGAUCCUGGGGACCUAGCAGUGGAUUUAAGCACCAUGAAGCAGGCUUAUGAAGCAGGAUAUCUAGGAAUGGGUGCCCAAUAUGGAUCUUACACAGAUCUUCGCCAUCAAGGAAGUGAUUCGGCUCCACCAUUACCUUUGCGAAGAUAUGGCUCAAUGUCCAAUAUAAAUGCUGAAUAUAGCUAUCUUUCACGUGACCUUGGUGCUUUUCAAGACUCAAAUCUUGCACAGUAUAGUGCCACUACAGCUAGAGAGAUUAGCAGAAUGUGUGCUGCUCUUAACUCCAUGGAACAGUUUGGUAGCCGUUACACCAGUAAUCCUGAUCUUCUGCAGUAUGGUGCUGGGAGAGCAGGUCCCAUAGGAAGACUUAACCUUCAACAAGGCCUAGCAUCUAUUAGAGGCAAUCUUUUGUAUGGUCCUGAUGGCAGACCCACAGUAAAUGGUCAAACACUUACAAAUUUAAUUAAUGCUAGACAAGCUAGCCUAAGGUCUUUGUAUCCCCCUGCUGUAAGGACAGCUGAUGGCAUGAUAUAUUCUACUAUCAACACCCCGAUAGCCUCCACCCUGCCAAUCACCACCCAGCCUGCCCCUGUUGUCAAUCCUAUGUUAAGUGGAGUAUAUGGAUCUUACCCUUCAGCCAAUGUAACUGCUGUACCUCUGGCUAGCCUCACCAGGUUGCCUCAAGUUACCCCAAGAAUGCCUCUUAAUACCCAAGGACCCUACAUCUAUCCACCUCCAAAUCGAUUUUCAGUAACACCACCAGAUACAUCAUCGGGAAGUGUGCCACCUUCUAGUACCUCCCAGGAAUCUCCAGUUUAUCUGGGAAAGCCUACAGCACCUUGCAAUAUGUCAACAACUGCAUCACCUAAAACUGGUCAACCUGUUUCAAAUUUGGGUAUGCAAAGCAUACAGUCAGCACAUACUAGUACAGUGCCAGUUCAAUCGGUUGGAAAUGAACAGGUUUCCUUGGCUCAUAUUUCAGCAGAAGGUACUAAAUCACAACUCCCAAUACAGCCCCAAACUCAACCACAGUCAUUGGUCAAAGGUCAGGAACAAAGCCAAACUCAAAGUCAGCCACAAACACAAUUUCAAAUAUUAACAGUGCCUCAAAAACAAACCCAGACAAUUACCAGAGUUUUUCCAGAUGCAUCUGCCAGUACCACUAUAACCACAUCUGCUAAUAUUGAGAAGGAAAAAGAAGAGGAACGAUUGCGACUACAACAGGAGCAGCUCUUGCAGCUAGAGCGAGAACGGGUUGAGUUGGAGAAAUUGCGUCAGCUACGUCUACAAGAGGAGUUGGAGAGGGACCGCAUGGAGCUCCAGAGGCACAGAGAGAAAGAACAUCAGCUCAUGCAGAGGGAGAUUCAAGAGCUACAGACAAUCAAGCAGCAGGUUCUUCAGCAGCAGCAGGCUGAGAGGGAAACCCAGCUUGUGAUACAUAGAGAGCAGCUGGCACAGCAAAGGAUGCAGCUAGACCACAUUCAGUCACUGCAACAGCAACUCCAGCAGCAGCUAGAAGAACAAAAAAGGCAGAAAACAGCGGCCAUUGAAGCAGCAGCGGCAGCAGCUGCAGCAGAGGCAGCGGCUGCUUCAGCAGCUGCUGCAGCAGCAGCUACAACAGCUCAAGGUGCCAUUCAAGGUGUAAUGGUUGGUGGAACUACACCUCAAACCAUCUCAAUUAUCUAUGAUCAGAGUGGUAGAAUUAUUCCACAAGAGGGCCAGAGUGUGCAGAUCUUGCCAUGUGCUGAUGGGCAGGUGGUCCAGGCAGUGGUGUCUACUAGGCCUUUGCCGAGCUCUUCUUCAGAGAUGUCCCUUAAAAAUAGUGAAGAUCAUGGAGAUGGUUGGCUUAUGAAGAAACAAAACUCUAUGCCUCGUUUGAGGAAUGGAUCAGAGGAUGAGUCAGUCAAGAGAAUUGCAGAUUGCAGUGUCCAAACAGAUGAUGAAGACACAGAGGAUAAACUCAUGUCACGUCGUCGUAGAACUAGACGUAUAGCUGACUGCAGCGUUCAGACAGAUGAAGAAGACCAGGGAGAUUGGGAAAGUCAGCCAAUACGCCGCAGACGUUCAAGAUAUUCAAAGCACUCUGAACAAACUGCAGAGACUAAGAGUGAUGCAUCUAAAUCUAGCAUUGCCAUUCAGACCACCAAUGACUCCUCAUGUCAGACUGACUCAGACCAGUUGGGUAGAAUUUCUCCAGCUAUUCACAUUACUAUGGCUGAAACAUCAAAGGUUGAACUCCUUCACUACAUAUCUGCUCCAGAAAGGACCCAUAAGGGAGAGAGUUUAGCCUGUCAAACUGAUCCGGAGCCACAAUCCCAAGGAGUGGUUGCUCCUCAGCUCAGUGUUCCAACUACUGUUAGCCCCUAUUCCACUAGUCUGCAAUUAGUUGGUUCCAUGCAAACCAAGUUUGAAAGGAGGAAGCCAGACCCAUUAGAUAUUGGAUACCAGCAAGCUCAGCAGCAAAAUGAAUCUCCUUCCCGUCAACCUCCCAAAUCUCCACAAGUACUGUACUCUCCAGUGUCUCCGUUGUCACCCCAUCGUAUGCUGGAGACUACCUUUGCUUCCAGUGAGAAACUUAACAAGGCACAUGUGACACCCCAACAAAAAGCCUUCACUGCAGAGUCACCACAAAGGCAUCAAACUAUUCCAAGGCCCAUAAAGAGUGUUCAGCGAUCCAUGUCAGAUCCUAAGCCUCUCAGUCCAACAUCAGAGGACCCAGCCAAGGCCAAAUUCUCCUUAUACCAAAGUCAAACCAGCUCACCGAGUCAGAUGUCUGCCUUGCAGCAGCAGAAUGCAAUGAUGAGAAAGGUGAAGAGAACUCUCCCCAGUCCCCCUCCAGAUGAGGCACCUGUACCAAUUGUAACAUCAGCAAUUCCCCAUAUAUACAGUUCUCCCGGAGCAUCCCAGAGGGUUUUGCCACGUCCUGGACAGGGUGCAACGAAGGCAGGCUUGCUGAGUGAACUGAAAGCUGUAGAGCAAGAAUCCACCAAAUUACGUAAACAACAGAUAGAGUUAGAGGAAGAGGAGAAGGAGAUUGAUGCUAAGUUGCGAUGCUUGGAACUAGGCAUCACUCAUCGCAAGGAAACCAGGGUUAAAGAGAGAGAGAGACGAGAGUUGGCAUACUUGCGAUACAUGGGGGAUGCACGUGACUACAUGUCAGACAGUGAGCUGAAUAAUUUGCGACUAGCUGGGGUAGCACCAGGCUCCUAUGAAGAAAAUGGAAUGUUGUCACGUCCAAGUACAGCACCUCUUAACCAGUUUACUUCUGAUUUGAAUGCAUCUCAGUAUCCUCCUACCUCAUCAUAUGUUCCAUAUCAAUAUCCACAGGCCCAUCCCACACCCACACAACCACCCACUGUAGCCUAUCAGCAGAUAGGGUUUCAAACAACACCAUACCCAACCUCCUCACAGCCCCAGCCUGGAACCUUCCAACCUCAUCCUCCUCAACCUUCAACCUAUCAGACCCCGGGGCCAUACCAGACUCAUAGCUAUGGUCAGCCUACUUAUGAGUCUGAUUUUGGUUUGCAGCAGCCCAGUCACCAAGGAUUCCAACAACCCACUGCACCUUUACCAGGGCAGACCCUACCUUAUCCUGCACAAAGCAUCCCCUUCCAACCCCAAGCAGACAUGCUUUCUGCGCAUCAAAGGCCAAGACAAACCUCGCUUGCUGAUCUCGAACAAAAGCUACCAACAAACUAUGAAGUUAUCAGUAAUCCUUCAGUUCCAGUAGCAACUUCAGCUCAAGAAACUGGAUUCAGUGGUGUCUAUUCCUCACCACUGAGCAAUGCUUAUGGCCAGUAUCGCCCCUCUGACCAACCUCUGACUGAACAUAUACCAAGUCCAUCAUCAGGAUAUGUAACGGAUAGUGUCUAUGCCACAAAUCUAGAACAAAAUAUUCCCAGAAAUUAUGUCAUGAUUGAUGAUAUCAAUGAACUUACAAAAGAAAAUAUGGGGUCCUCUGACAUGUCACGGGUAGGUUAUGCAAGUGAGAAUGGCCCACGUGGACCAACUUAUGGCGAUGGUUCUGAGAAUGUAUAUGGAAGAGCUUCAAAUACCUAUCAAAGUGCAGUAGACAGCCAUGUACAUUCAAGUACCACUGUAACUGGUGGUACAGGUUAUUAUUAUGAUGACUAUAAACAUUCUUCCCGUAGUAGUGGGGGAAUGGGCAGCCAGAAACACUCAUCCAAAAAUUUGGCACCUGCAGUUUCAUCAAAACGUAGCAAACAUAGGAAGCAAGGCAUGGAACACAAGAUCUCGAAGUUCUCUCCAAUUGAAGAAGCUCGAGAUGUAGAGUCUGAUCUAGCCUCCUACACCAUGACAACAUCAACAGGUGGUAGUUGCACUGUGGUGUCCAGGACUGGCGUGAAAAAGAGCUAUGAUCAACAGAAGUAUUACGGAUCAAGAGAGGCACUGGAAGAGGAUGACCGUCUUUAUGGAUCCGGACGAUCAAGGUCCACAGGUUAUGGCAUGGAUAAAAUUUCCUCCAGAGAUUCAAGUGGCUACCGAAGUAAGUCUUACGAGAGGGAUGCCAUGGAACGAUCACAGAGGGGCACCCAUGGCCGUAGUGGCCGUCCUUCUAUGCGUACGCAGAACUCAGAGGAAGAGAGCCCUCUGAGUCCUGUUGGAAAGCCCAUGGGAAUUGGUCGUGGCUCUGUGCCAGAUCCUCAUGAUGUACGAAAUCAGUAUGGCUCCAGUCAUUCCUUACCAGAUGUACAGGACCAUCAUAUAAAGGAUAUGCCUAAGAGUCAUGUAUAUAAGCCAGAAGACCCUUACCUUGCUGAUGACAUGCACUGUGCUGUUUCAGACAGUGAAGCCUAUCAUUUGGGUCAGGAGGAAACAGACUGGUUUGAAAAACCACGUGAACCACGGUCAGAUCGCUCUAGACACCAUGGGAGUGGAAGUCACUCAUCCUCUAGCAGGAGGAGCAAUGUAAAGCACACUUACCAUGAUUAUGAUGAGCCUCCUGAAGAAGACCUGUGGCCUCAAGACGAGUAUGGACAUCAACGACAUUCCUCUUCCACCUCAUCUCGGGAACACCGUCAACAUGCCAGUAGUUCAGGAAGACACCCUUCUUCUCGUCAUUCAUCAGAUGAUCCCAGGUCUUCUCGUUCUACACGAUCACAUCCAAAAGAUCCUUCCACCCGACCAGACGGCCGUGCCACCUCAUCCUCUGCACAGAAAAGAUCCCCCGAUCCACGAUCUGCCGGUCAACGAGAUUCAGGAGACUACUCCCGUGAUCCAUCAAGCCACCACCAUGGCUCAAGUGGACAACGGGGGCAGAGGCAACCAAGCUCAUCAAGGAGGCAGGAGCCCUCUUCAGGUUCCAGGCCACAGCAGGGUCUUGGAGAACAGCAGCCACAAACACAACAAGGACAGCAGCGAUCGACAGCAGGACAGCAAGUGUCUGCCAAGCAGACAGGGUCUCAACCACCUGAGACAGGGCAGCAAGGACAACAACAAUUGGGACAAACAACCCGUACACAGCAGCAGCCACCACAGCAACUUGGGCAACAGCCAUUGACCACAAUGGGAACAACUCAGCCCACAACCACAGCUGCUAGCAUGGGAACAGGUACAACUCAGCAGCAAUCUAAACCUGGUCAGGCUCCACCACAGGCAAGACAACAGCCAGGGGGACCACCCAAUGCCCAACCAGCUGCUGCUAUGGCAAAACCUGACACAGCUGCGCCUGCUCCUGCUCCUGCUCCUGCUCCUGCUCCUGCACCAACUCCUGCAGUUGCUAUUGGAUCAAAAGCUGCACCUCAGGCUGCAAAAAUACCCCAGAUUCCUGCCACAGGAAUUGGUUCAAAGGCAGCACCUCGGCCAGGGGGUAUAGGCAGUGCAGCACAGCAGCCUGCUGAAGGGGAAAAUGUUCUUUCAAAGAUCCUGCAGGGAGGAGCAGCAGAACAAGCUGGAAAAAUAGGAGAUGCUGUAUCUGCUCUCGGAAAGAAGUUCACUUCAUUUUGGUGAUCAGCUGAUAGCACGGCAUUUCUUGUUGGGGUGACUUGGAGUUAGAACUGACAAAAAACUAUGAAUAUGUGUCUGCCAUUUAAUAUCUCUAGCUGAAGGCGGGGUACACCUGAGUAAACUGAUGUAUCAUCCAACCUUGAACUCUCAAUGAAAACAUUAAGACAGAAUUCACAGGCACGGUCUAUCCAAUGAUAUCUACAAAACCAACCAAAAAUGGAGUUUAAAUCUCUUUUUUCAAAGUGUUUCCACAAUUUCACUGUUGAAGCAGUAACAAUUCUCCAAAUGCCAAACUGCCUGUUCUGUUUGAGGUUUUUCUUGACAGUUAUGUCUUUCCUUAUAAGACAUAAUCUGUGCUCAGGUGACCCUCCCACUUCCGAAAACAGCAUGAAGAUGUCAGGCAGCUGCAGUUCUUAGCUUUUUGCAGUCCGAAUGAAGACUUAUUUGCCCAGACUCGAAGAGACCGUAGCAGUGAAGGAGAACGACUACCUUACAAAGGCUUCAAACAAACUCUGUUUAAAAAAAAAUGUAUGCUCAAUUUCUAUGAUCUUGACAUUCCAAUAUGGCGAUGAUUGACCCUCUCUAUGAAUGUUUUUGUUUCUUCCUUUACCUUUUUGUCACGUGUGUAAUGAAUGCAAAUGUGUAAACCGUGGACAUGGAAUGCACGCACAAAAUAUAUAUGUAUACAUAUAUGAGAUAUAUAUGAAUCCAUAUCUAGACAUCUUUUCAGAGUCUCAAAGGGUGAAGCCAUGUGCAACUUGUGUAAAAUGCUGGCUAUUUAACGUAAAACUAUCAGUCAAGUUCAGAGGUCAGUAAUGUCAGAAUGUUAGCAUAGUCUUGUCCAUCUUUUAUCAACCAUUAAGCCAUCGCUACCCUAUCCAGAAUUCCCUAAGUUUCUAUAUUUUUUUUAUUUUAUUUUGCAUUAGCUUAUCAGUUUUGCCUAAUUUUCUUUUAAAUUAAAAGCCUUACUAAUAUUUUUUACUUGUAUACCUCACAUAUUUUUUUUUUUAAAGUUCCAUAUCAUCCUUACUUGAUUUAUUUUGCACAACUGUAUACUGCUGAACAUGUACAUAUCUCUCGCUAACACUCUGCUAAUGUAAGAUAUUGAUUUGUGUAUUUAUGGAUUUAUAUUUCUGGUAUUUACUUGUUUAAUGUUUGCUAUUAUUAUUAUUUAUACCUUUACAUAUUUUUUCUUGUCAUUAUCGAUAAUCUACACAGUUUUUAUAUAUAUAUGGUUGUUUUAAUAUGGUUGAAGCAAUAGCAUGUUAAUCCGUACAGAGCACAAUUUUUUUGCUGAAAGUGAUCUGCAAUCAUUCAAGUUCCUCAUCACAAAUCUGAUUGUCGUACAUAGACAGGUAAAAUACGUUUCUACAAACCCCAACAAACACCUUCACCCUCUCGCGCAUCCAAAUGUUCCCAAAAACACAUUUAACGGUACGUAGAUCCACCUAGGAAAAGGUUUUGAACCAAUUUCAAAAGUUCUAUGCAAUAAUCCAUAUAAAACAUUUCCCACUGCGGCAUCCCUCACUGCGUUACGAUGGGUUCAAAUACGACUAAGGACAUGUUUGUAUUUACCUUGUAUGUAUGAAAAUAUCAAAGUACUUCUUUUUAUUUUAGUGGCAUGUUUAUGAAAGCCCUCGUCUUCCCUAGUUUUCAGGGAAUCCGUUGCCAAAGGGUUAACUGUGUGGACUGGUCUUGGACAUCCACCAUCUCUGUUGCUUGCAGCAUGACUCUGCUCAGCUCUCUUUGGCUCCUUGUAGUGCUGAUAUUCUGUCUUCAUGUCUGCAGUUUGAUCAGGUGAUAAAUCGGGCACACAGCUUAUGCACUCGUUAUUUCGUCUCCUCCAACAGGAAAUGUUGUUUGACCUCCUUGUUCGGUUGUGAAUGUUAUCGUGUCCACACUGAAUUCACAUCAAGUCACAAACAGGUUUUUAGCAUUGUAUACCUGCAAUGUGUGUCAAAACAGACAGAUGGAAAAUGAAGAGUGUUAUUAAGAUAAUAGAAAUUGAGGAGAUCUUAAAGACACAUGAACAUGUAAAUUUGAUGAUGUCUUCAGAUCACUGUACAGUAUGUAGCAUGAGUUCAUCUCCAUGCCAUUUAUAUGAAAAUCAGGGCAUGCACGUUGAAAGCACAAACUGUCCAUCACCAUUUUAGAUCGGUAGGACGUCACUCGUUUGAAUGCAUCAUGAGGUGCAUUGAUUAGGCGAAUGAGGCAAAUCUUUUCCUUUUUGAUACUGGAAUGCUGUUUAGGAAAACAUGACUCUAUAAUGAAGAAUAAUCACUUCUACAUCACUGUUACCACGGGGAUAUACAAUAACAAGUGCAUGAGCCAAAGUUGCCACCACAAAAGCCGACCACAGUGAUAGAUAGAAAUACGCAAACACAGACAUAUCCACACAAAUAGGCAUGUGCACUCACACACACACACACAGAGUUAUACACUCACACAGACUAUGUGUCGCUGUAAAUACUGACUUUGGUUAUUUUGUACAGUGUUUAAAUAUCAUGAGUAAAAUGAUGGCCGUCUUGUGCAACUUCACGCCGGCCUUGCUGCCAACCUUUUGUGCUUUUGUGUAUAAAAGUAUAAUGAUGAUGAUUGUUGUUAUUAUUAUUAUGAGAAAAAAAAUAUCAUAGUAUAUGUUGCUGGAUCUCAAUGACGGUUGACUACAGUGGAAAAAAAAUGAAAAACUUACAAUGUGAAAACAUUUGGUCUUUGUAGGGAUUCUAUACCUAUUGUGUUUAUUAAAUCGAAAUACAAUAUAAAAAAUAUGUAUGUGGCUUCCAUCAUGACCGUGCCAGAAAUGAUGGCUCAGAGUGAAUUAGCAGAUGUAUUAUAAAUUUAAUCAAAUUGGAAAAAAAAACUACAUGAAAAAAGAUGAAACUUCUGAAAAAUGCUCUCACGAAUAAAAAUUCACUCACUGUUGUAAGUACAAUGGGCUAAAUGUGAGUCCAGUAUUCAUUGUGAAAUAUUGUGUUCUUUUCAAUGUAUUCCUGUUAAAAAGAUAAAUUUUGGUGCAUCAUGUCAUGUAAUGUGAUUAUGAAAAUAAUGAACCUGCAAUUUGUUUCCAGAAUGGAGAAGAAUAAAGACAAAAAAUUCAAAUUUA